AUGGCCUUCAAGCGCAAGCGCUCCGAAUCCGACCUCUUCACCUCCUUCACCUCGCCUGCCCGCUCCGAUUCGAGCAUCGAGUCCUUCGACUCCCCCGUCUCCCCGAGCCCCAUGUACCCCCGCGCCUACGUGACGCCAUCGCAUCUUCCCAGCCGCACAAUGAAGCGCUUCCGCGACAACAGACCGUCCGAGAACCACAUCCACCAACGCACCCUGAACAUGCUCUACUCCGCCCAGCAACAGCAGCCCCAACACGCCAUCAGCCAAGCCCGCGACGCCGACUCCGAACCCUCCCCCGUACCCGCCGCCGCACGCAACAUGCAAAAGUCUCUCCACAGCUUCUGGACCAUCAAGUCUGCGCCGCCGCCCAACCCGGACCCCUCCUCGGCCCCGUUCGUCGACCGGGCGGCGCUUUCCCCGAUCAGUUGUGAGGACUGCGGCACCGGCCUGGGCUCCUCCGACGGCGCGGCCGACGGGAUGGACAUCGACGACGCCUGCAGCUACGGCGCCGGCUUCGAGGCGGACCACUCCUGUGGCGCCUGCGGCAGGCAAGUCUGCUCGCACUGCUCCAUCACAAACCUCGGCGCGCAGCGGAGGUGCUUGCAGUGUGUUGGACGGACGCCCUGGGGGGCAACGACGAGUGCUUCCGGCUUAACGACCUCGUCGAUGCGCUUUUUCUAG
Messenger RNA from Colletotrichum graminicola M1.001, 681 nucleotides. RefSeq lists its product as uncharacterized. The coding region runs from base 1 to 681 and encodes 226 amino acids. The record is from RefSeq and is a predicted model, not a curated record. The transcript is spliced from 2 exons. NCBI's taxonomy places the organism in Eukaryota, Fungi, Ascomycota, Sordariomycetes, Glomerellales, Glomerellaceae.